AUGGCUGCACAUGCGAAACCAGGGGAUUACGGCGGUGCCCUCCGACCCGGGGAAGGAGACGCGAUGGCUGCCUUCGUUCAGAGUGGUAAGCGCAUCCCUCGUCGAGGUGAGGUUGGCCUCUCUGCAGAUGAGAUCUCCAGGUUUGAGGACCUCGGAUACGUGAUGAGUGGAUCGAGGCACUCACGCAUGAACGCGAUUCGCAUCCGAAAAGAGAACCAGGUGUACAGCGCGGAGGAAAAGGCGGCGCUCGCGAUGAUCAAUUACGAGGAGAAGGCGUUGCGAGAGCAAAAGGUGAUGGCGGAUCUUAAACAGCUCGUGAAGCAAGCGACCGGAGAGGACCCCGGCAACUGA
This is a messenger RNA of Micromonas commoda, 351 nucleotides long. RefSeq lists its product with no specific name. Gene Ontology annotation, molecular function: chromatin binding. Gene Ontology annotation, cellular component: nucleus. The transcript has a single exon. The record is from RefSeq and is a predicted model, not a curated record. The coding region runs from base 1 to 351 and encodes 116 amino acids. Lineage: Eukaryota; Viridiplantae; Chlorophyta; Mamiellophyceae; Mamiellales; Mamiellaceae. Gene Ontology annotation, biological process: regulation of gene expression.